Molecule: messenger RNA, 2840 nt
Organism: Sphaeramia orbicularis (orbiculate cardinalfish)
Lineage: Eukaryota; Metazoa; Chordata; Actinopteri; Kurtiformes; Apogonidae
Product: mastermind-like protein 2
Exons: 5
Coding region: 1-2493 (830 amino acids)
Biological process (GO): positive regulation of transcription of Notch receptor target
Cellular component (GO): nucleoplasm
Molecular function (GO): transcription coactivator activity
Source: RefSeq, a predicted model, not a curated record
AUGGUACCAGGAGGCCUGGUGUUGCAUCCUGGUGAUGGUUUACCCGAAGCCCCAUCCACAGCGCUCAGCAUCAUCAAACUGCUCAGCUUGACACAUGAGCUACCGGCCUUCCAGUGUCGGAAAAAAGCGAAGCCUCCGUUGACGUGGCCAAGGUCAGUGGUCGCCGCCUCAGUCAAAGGGCGUCAACGAGCGCUUCAAGGAUCUUUGCGAAGAAAGAUCGAAGGCCACGCGCCAGGACAAACACCAAAGCAGAAUGGCCUCUCUUGUGCUUUCACUGGAACGGACUUUAAGCGGGUCCGUCUAGACUCUGGUCUGGGACAGGGGUCCUGCAACCAUAACUUAACCCAGUCUCAGUCUCUGCAGGGCUCGUCCGUCAUGGGUAUGCAGAGGAAGAAUUACAUGAUGCCCCAUGGUGUGGGCUCAGACAUAUUCAACAUGACCCUGAAAGAGAUGAAAAAAGAGCCCAUUGAGGUCCAGUCUUGUGGCCAGUCACAUGGAGAGAUGAUUUUUGAUUUCAAAGAUGAAGGGGGUGGUCACAUCGACCCAGAGCUCCAGGACCUGUUUGAUGAGCUGACUAAAUCGGUGCCGCCGCUAAAUGACCUUGAAUUUGAGAAGAUGCUGAAGCAGGAUGACACGUUCGGUUUGGAUUUAGGUCGUCCGAGUUCAGCGGGAGCAGCUGGCAGUCUGUGCUCCCCGUUGGAUAAGCCAAUAAAGAUGGAACACUCCCCGGAUUUCAGCCAGGUUCAUUGCGGAUCACCACAGCUUCGUCCGGCCUCAGCGGGACCGUCGUUCACACUGACCAGCACCUCCCCGACGGCGUCCUCGCAGAAAACCAACGCCCAGCCGGGACACCCCAGAGCCAUGCCCUGCUGGCCCGAAAUAUCCCACGCCGAGCAGCUGAAACAGAUGGCGGCAAACCAGCAGCAACCAAGCUCCCUUCUUCAUCAUCACCACCAAACGCCACCUGCAGGCCUGACCAGCUGGGCGCCCGCCAUGAGCACCCACUCCUCCACCAGCUCCUUCCCACAGGAUAAGGUCUCAAACCCCGCCUCUCUUAACCAGCAGAGGAUUGGCUCCCAGAAUAAAGGCUUGAACAACUGCCUCUUCAAGUCCAACGGCCACAGUGGUUCCCAUCAUCUAGACAUGAAGGUUCUCAGCAUCAAGCCAACGUUGCACUUCAGCCCCAAAGCCCCCCACACCGCCAGCCAGCCGAUGCCUAUCAUGGCAAGCUCAGUGAACAAGACUUCAUCUCAGCAGCAGCAGCAGUCGCCGUCAAGCAGCCAGAGUCAGCCUCAUUCAGCUCUCCACUUCCAGAACCAGCAGAUCCCGGGGCCUCUUUGUUUGCAGCAGAAGUCCGGACCCCCACACGGAGGAGGAGGCCUGCCCUUCAAACUGUCACAACAGCGACAGGGUGUUCCUCCUGGUCCGAGGCUGCCCACUAAUGGAAGCUUAGGAGUCAUGUCCGGCCAGUCGCAGCCUAGGCCCCCGGCGCCCGCCAACCAGCAGAAAGGCCCGGCCAAAGCUCAAGCCAUGCAGGGUCGGAUUAAUCAGCAGCAGCACGCCAUCAACAGCCCAGACAAAGACAGCACACAUGAACAGUUCAGUCGACACCUUACGAGACCACCGCCUGAUUACAAGCAGUCAAGGAGUAUGGUGGGAGUUCAGCACGGAAGCAUCUUCACAGGUCAAAACCCCUCCCAGGCAUCCAGCAACGGCCCUGAUAAUGAUCUGCAAACCAUGUCUUGCCAUCUCCCGAGCGGGUCCGGAUCAAAGAUAAGUCCCUCCCCAUCAGAUCGUAGGUUUGGUAUUGGCAACGACUGUCACCCCAGUCCUUGUAUUAACCAGUUCCAGCAGCAGCAGCACAACAAUCAGAACCGAAUCGGACUUAAUCAAAACAAGCCUAGAUUCCUGGGACCGAACACACAAGGGAAUUCUUUUGGACUGAACAAUGUAGCGGGCGUACAACAUCCAAGAACAGCUGCUGAGCUCCCCAGACCGGGUCUCGGAGGCAUGAUGACAAAUGUCAACAUGGGCUGGGGUUCAGCUAACAAGCAAGUGACACCCGUGAGCAGACGGCUGCAGUCUCAGUUGGACAUGCCAAACCUCCCGUACCAACAGAGGAACAUCUGCCCCCCCAACCAGGUAGCACCGGACAUGGGGAUGCUUCCUCUGAACCCUGCGAUAAGAGACACGGGUCCGAGACCGAGCCAGCCGAUGAUGGGCUCUCAAUCGGCGAUGGGGAACCUAAAUCAGGCUUCUCCUGAGCAAAGGGUACCAGCGGGGAACUUUGGAGAACCCAGUCCCAGUUCUAGCAGCUACCAGAGUAACCGGGCCAACCGUCUGACCUUUGACUUCCUUCCCGAAGGAGACAACACAGUUCCAGGGAUCAAUACGGACUCCGACUUCAUAGACUCUCUGCUGAAGUCUGGCUCUGGUAAUGAUGACUGGAUGAAAGAUAUAAAUUUGGAUGAGAUUCUGGGCAGUCACUCGUGAAUUUGGGUCAGAGAUAAAAGCUAAAAAUCAACCCACAGCUCAAACUUUGGAGGUUAUUGAUAUAAGGGUUAACAUUUGUAAAUGAUGUUGAAAUGGAAUUUUAUAAGUACUCAUAUUAUUUGUUAUUCAAGUAUAUUGUAAUGUUUUAUAUUGUAUUUACUGUGAAAGGGAUUUGUGUUCUGUUCUUAGUACUCAGCAUUUUUUUCCCCUGGUAUAUCAGCCGAGAAACUGCUUUUUAUUACAGUCACCGUCUUUGUGGUCUGUUUGGUCAUGCUCAUGCUGUAGUGCUGUCAAAAAGGAAAAAAAAAACCCAACAAAUUCACACUGUGAAAAAAAUAACAUUGUUG